This is a messenger RNA of Paramisgurnus dabryanus, 7264 nucleotides long. RefSeq names its product kelch-like family member 5 (gene klhl5). NCBI's taxonomy places the organism in Eukaryota, Metazoa, Chordata, Actinopteri, Cypriniformes, Cobitidae. The record is from RefSeq and is a predicted model, not a curated record. Gene Ontology annotation, molecular function: protein binding.
GCGGUAGCGCCGGUGCCAGCCCAAGUAACGUCAACUCUUCCUCUAACAUCAACAACAAUCGAAAGUUUGGAGAUGCGGUUCCCGGCAACGGGCUCUCGACAGCGGCAGUGGGCGCCUCCGCGUGCCCUCGGUCCAUGAGCCAGCAGGAGUGCCGGAGCCCUCCGCCGCCGCCGUGGGUCUUCCCGGCUCAUUCACGCUCCAGCGAGAACCUGGAGCCGCCUCAGCAGCAGCAGCCGCCGCCGUCCACGCGUGUGCCAGAAGCUCCGGGUCCGGGAGAUGAAGAAAACAACAAUCACAACGUGGAGUCUGACUCCAGCUCCUGCAGGACAUCCAACAGCACUGCGACGUUGUCCUCAUGUGCGUCGAUGGAGCCCUGUGUAUCAGAUGAACACUUCCAGGCACACAGUCACGCUGAACACACCUUCAGACGCAUGGAGACCUACCUGAGGACCAGGAAGCUGUGUGAUGUUGUCCUUCUUGCUGGGGAACGCAGAAUACCAGCACACAGACUGGUUCUCUCAUCAGUGUCUGAUUACUUUGCGGCCAUGUUCACCAGUGAUGUCCGAGAGGCCAAACAAGAGGAGGUCAAAAUGGAGGGUGUGGACCCAGAUGCAUUAUGGGUUUUGGUGCAGUAUGCUUACACAGGGCGUCUGGAGUUGAGGGAGGACACUAUAGAGAGUUUGCUGUCUGCGUCUUGCCUUUUGCAGCUGUCUGCAGUGGUUCAGGCCUGUUGCAGUUACCUAAUGAAACAGCUUCAUCCUUCCAACUGUCUGGGCAUUCGCUCUUUCGCAGAUGCCCAGGGCUGUUUUGAUCUCCAUAAGGUUGCACAUAACUACACAAUGGAGCACUUUAUGGAGGUCAUGAGGCAUCAGGAGUUUCUCCUCCUGCCGGCAUGUGAGGUACAGAAGCUGUUAGCCUCCGAUGACAUGAACGUUCCAGAAGAGGAAACCGUGGUAACGGCCCUGCUUAGCUGGGUCCGACAUGAUGCACCCAACCGUCAAUCACAACUACCAGACCUCCUUGCUCACAUCCGCCUACCUCUGCUUAAACCACAGUUUUUAGCAGAUAUGGAGGCAAACCCAUUGCUAAGGGACAGUGUGGAGUGUCAGCGUUUGGUAAUGGAGGCCAUGAAAUAUCAUUUGUUACCAGAGAGACGGCCACUCCUCCAGAGCCCGAGGACACGCCCCCGUAAGGCCACUGUAGGGGCGCUUUUCGCCGUGGGUGGCAUGGAUGCCACAAAAGGGGCCACUAGUAUUGAGCAGUACUGUUUACGGAGAGAUACGUGGCGGCAAGUGGCCGUCAUGAGCGGGAGGCGUCUACAGUUUGGUGUUGCUGUCCUGGACGACCGCUUGUAUGUGGUAGGGGGACGAGAUGGCUUGAAGACCCUCAACACUGUGGAGUGUUACAACCCUCGCAGCAAGAGCUGGAGCGUCAUGCCACCCAUGUCCACUCACAGACAUGGCCUGGGUGUUGCAGUGUUAGAAGGCCCUAUGUAUGCAGUGGGUGGUCAUGAUGGUUGGAGUUACCUAAGCACUGUAGAGCGCUGGGACCCUCAAGCUCGCCAAUGGAGCUUUGUUGCGUCAAUGGCAACACCCCGGAGCACCGUGGGAGUUGCGGUCUUAAAUAGCAAGCUGUAUGCAGUAGGCGGCCGGGAUGGAAGUUCAUGUCUGAAGUCAGUCGAGUGUUUUGAUCCCCACACUAAUAAAUGGAGCAGCUGUGCUCCCAUGUCCAAACGCAGAGGCGGUGUUGGCGUAGCAACAUGGAAUGGCUUCCUGUAUGCCAUCGGUGGCCAUGAUGCCCCUGCCUCAAGCUUGGCGUCUCGACUGUCAGACUGCGUCGAAAGAUAUGACCCAAAGACAGACGUGUGGACAGCGGUAGCGCCCAUGAGCCUCAGCAGAGACGCGGUAGGGGUUUGUCUUCUGGGGGACCGUCUGUAUGCUGUGGGAGGCUACGAUGGCCAGGUGUACCUGAACACCGUGGAGGCCUACGACCCCCAGACCAAUGAGUGGACACAGGUGGCGCCGCUCUGUUUAGGUCGAGCUGGAGCCUGUGUGGUUGCAGUGAAGCUUUGAAAUGCUGUCAGUCAUCUCCAUGGUGACCAUCUAGAGUGUAAACCUACAGUGGUCCUGAUGCAGUGUGUCUGGAUGGAUAAGAGCAUCUGCUAACCAGGAAAGAAAAUAAAUAAACAAACAAACAAACAGACACACACAGCAGAACACUCAACUCUGGUAUACUGCUAUGCCUUUUAGUAUGUAUUUAUCUAUUGUAUUCACUGCAAAAACUAUACUUCCUUUUACAUGAAUGAGUCAUGCAUUUAUCUGUUCACCCUGUCUCAUCCCUUCAUCUGCAUUCUCCGUUACUGACAUAUUCUUCCCUGAUGAUAGUACAGUGACUGUAUAACAGUGAGUACUCUCAGGGGACGGUGGAAAUGAUGAAACAGAUCAUUCAGAGUCGAUUAAAAUAUAUAAGUGGAACAUGCAGAGCCAAAUGUUCUCCUAAAAUAAUCUGUUAUUCAAAAACAGCCGGAGUGUAGUUAAGCAACUCAACAGAAAGAGACAGAUGAGGAGAAAAAAUUAAAAAUGGACCUACCGUACAUUUGAUAAUCAAGCAUGGAUAGAAGGAAUAGAUAAAAAAAGAAAUAAUAAGAAGGGAAAAUAACAAAUGAAAAUCAAGCUGCAUGCUGACAAGGAAACUUCCACAUUAUUAGUCCAUUUCAGGCAUGCGUGUCUUCUAUAUUUAAUUGAUCUGCCCGAAGACAGUCAAAGCACAUCAGCAACAUCGCAUAUAAAUAUGAUAAUUAUACCUACAAGGGAGUAACACAAGCUUCUUUACACUGUGUGCGCUCAUUUCCAAAAUGCUUUAAGCUCAAAGAAAGACGAUCAUAAUGAGGUCUAAUGCAUAUUCACACAGUGCUCAUUGGAGGAAGUUACCCACACAAACUGAAAUGCUGUUUCUAUACCAGUUUCUCUCUCCUGGGGGAUUUGGCGAAAGAUUAAAAAAGUGGGUUGUAAAUAAUGGUUAUUGUGAGAGGUACUCUUGCUCAUUCAAUGUUAUAUUCAUAUUAUUUCUAUUUUUAUACAGUGAUUCAUCUCUGAAACAGCAGGAUUCUGGGUCAGUGUCCGUUUGAUGUAAAUAAAUUCCAGGGUGCAGGAAUAGAGAAGUUCAGAUGACUAAGGUUUAGAUUUAGUGCAUCUCUCUUUCAAUGAACCACAAAUAUAUGGAAAAAAUAUGUAAUGCUUAAGUCUUAACAAGAUGCGACAAGAAAAUUACGGGUUGGUGUUAAAACCAUUUGUGCACUGUAUUACAAAACCAUUUGUGGAUAAUAUUACAUUACACAAUGGCAAAUAGUGUUUCUUUUUUUUUUUUUUUUGAGGUAGAACAGAAACUAUUUGCAAAUAUGGUACGCAAGUAAACUUAAAUUUUGUUAUGUUAUAUAUUUCCUCUUUAGCCUUCUCUUAUAGCUUUUCUUCUCACGUUAAUGCAUCUUGUUUUAAAAAAAGAUAAUAUUAUGUAUUCGUUUUGGAAAACAAGACACAAUUGCCAAAUCCUUGAAAGUUUGUGAAUCUUUUAAAAACAAUACAAGGCCCUGGAAGGUUUUUGAAAAUAAACACGCAUAGAUAAAGGUCACUGAACGUGCUUGAAUCUAUUUUGUGCAAGACGUUUUCUGGAAAAAAAUCAAUUUUAUUUCCGUGGGCUGAAAGUACAUGUUUCUGUGUUAUAUUAAAAUUAAGGUUGCCCUGAUUCUAUUAAAGGUGCAGUGUGUAAAUUUUAGCGGCAUCCAGUGGUGAGGUUGUGAAUUACAACCAACGGCUCAGUCCACUGCUCACCCCUCACUUUUGAAAAGCAUUGAGAAGCUAUGGUAGCCGCCACCGGAAAAACAUGUAAUUGAUGGAGACAACUUAAGUUUGUCCCUUAACUCUUUCACCGCCAGCGUUUUUAAAAAAAGUUGCCAGCCAGCGCCAGCGUUUUUCAUGAUUUUCACCAAAGUUUAAUGCCUUCCAGAAAAUGUUCUUCUUUAAAUAAAUAAACGUACAAUAUACCAAAUGAAAGAACAGACCCUCUGCUUUCAAACAAAAAAAAACCGUUUCAUCCUACCUUUAGUGGUUCUUUUGCAAUCAGCUUUUGAAUAUGGGUAGGUUUUUGCAAAAACACCAUAUUUUGAGCAAAAAGCAAAAAUAAUUCCAUAUUUGUGACGGACUUUUCAUAGAGAUCCCAUUCAGAGCGAUCUUUAAAACAGACACGGACAUGCAGCAGCUUGCCAUAGGGCAAUACUUCCGGUUUUAAAAAGUUGCGGAAGGGCGCCACCUGGUGGAUAAUAGCGGUAUUGCGGAAAGACGGAAAAUCUCGUCAUUGGCGGGGAAGCGUUUUCUCUUAAUUGACGAGAUAUCUCGUCAAUGGCGGGGAAAGAGUUAAGGGCUUCUGUAGAAACAUGGUGGCACAAAAUGGCGACUUCUGCGUAAGUGGACUUGGGUUGCUGCGGUGACGUUAUUUUCCCACCGGUUAAUCAGCGCGUCACAAACCCGGUGAUACCGGUAUCACCGUGUGGGAGGGGCUUAUAAAUGCGCAUGCAGACGUGCACAUUUUACUUUCAUUAUACAGUGCUUGGGUACGCUGUGUUAAAUCGCGUAUGAAUUUGCGUGCAAUGUGAGUGCAAAAGCUGGUUUACUUAAGUGCUUGAGUCAAUGUGCGCAGGUAAUUCUCAAAGAACCCGCCAGUCCCAAGCAGAGCAACCGGCUACUUCUCCAUAAAGCGCUGCUUGAAUGAUGGGUUUAUUAUUUUUCUUGAUGAAAAACACAACAAAACGAUCUCGCUUAUAUUAAACAUCAUAUAUGUAUAUUAUAACAAAAACGAGUAAGCACGCGGCUUCUGCCAUCGUCUGGUCAGUCAGCUCGCCUUACAAACUCUGACAGAAAUAAAUGAAAUCUGACACCUGCUGCUCUGUGACGUGACGCGCAUUCAGCUCCGCUGAAUUCAGGCAGCAGACAAAUUUAGUUGUUAGUGUGUUUCCUCUCUCUAACGAAACAAAAUGAUUUAAUUACACGAAAAUAUCAAAACGACGGGGAAAGACCGUGUCGUGGUGGGCAAGUGAUCUAACCGUUGAGAGGCUGAAGCACCGGUUAUCACCGUUUCACCGACUAUCAUGGCAAGCCUAAAGUGGACCCUCUGUGUAUGUAGAUAAAAACGUCUCAUUCUAAGAUAAUAAAAACAUAAUGGUUCAUUAUAAAAAGGUCUUUAUACACCCCCGAUAAUAUAGUUUUGUAUAUUAUUUUGCAUUUCUGUCAAAAGAUCCUUCUAAAAAUUACACAUUGCACUUUUAAAUUAUAAUAUUUAAAAAAAUAAAUAAGCAAACAUUACACUGUUUACUAAUGCAGUUUUAUUUUCAAAGGUAACUGUUAUAACUGUUAUAGCUAUAAAAAUUAUUUUGCCAAUAAUUUAAAAAUUUUCUUUCGUCUUUGUGCGACUGGCGUGACAUCUCCAUUAUAAGCCUACAGUACCUGAAUUUGUUGAGUUUUUUUUAUGCUUCCUAUACACCUUCAAGUAUGAAUGCCAUGUACUGUACAUAAAAAUAUGAAAAAAUAUUUAAUUUCAAUUUACAAAAAAUUAUAUUUUAGAAAAUGUUUAAUUUACCUUUAUUCUGUUUCCUUAUCUCACAUGGAAUUAUGGGCCAAAUUAAAGGUCAUUGCGAGACAAGUUUGGGCACCUCUGGUCUACACUGUUAGUUAUGAAUGCUUAUGAUACUGAAUUUUGAUCCAUACCAAAAUGCUUUUUUGCAUAAUUGUGUUUGAUACAUGAAAAUUGUAACAAUGUAUCUUACAAGGUAACAUGAUGUAACCUUGCGCUCACUUAAAAUUUGUCCCCACAUUAAGUCCUGGAAUAUUAGAGAAUUGAAUUUGAAUUUAAAGUUAAAUUAAAGUUUCAGGUUUUUCAGGUAUCUGUUUGUCAGAGAGAUGAGUGGCAUUAUGCGCCAUGUUUAUACCCUAUGCUGAGUAAAAGUGCAGCAUGAAAGUCACAGUCAACACAGAUUUGGUAUUUGAUCUGUAAAUCCAGCUCUUUUUUAACUUGCCUGCAUUUCAGUGUUUUACAUGGAAGAAAGAGAGGUGUACAGACAAAGAGACUGAAUGAAAUGACAGACAACGUUUGAGAUCAGAACAAUCUAAGAUGUAGAAAAGAUCCACAUCCUGUUUACAGUAAGAUGUUAACUCCAUUCAGUAGAUUGAACUGGAGCUGUGACAUCAUUCUACUCUGAUUUAUGUCAUAUUUCAUCAUUGUAUGCUGUAAUGCAGUUUUUUGCCUUUAUUUUUGCAUGACUAUAGGUUUUUAUGCAAUAUGAAAUUCGACUUCAUGUGUAUGAAAUAUCACUCCUUCCCGAGGAAGGGUUUAAUUUGUUGGGUGACCAAACAUUAGUAGGAAAAUAUCUUUUAAUACAACUGUAAAGUUCAAAUGCUUCUUUUAUAUUUGUAAGAGUAUCACAGCUUCUUUUUUUUACAGAUCAUCAUGUAUCAGAAUUCAAUCUUUACCAAGUAUUUGAAAUGUUUCAGAAGAGGCAAAACAUUAGAUCAGUGUUUGACUGGAUAAUCAUGGAGUACACAAAAAUGCUGGGAUGUUUUUGAUCCAGUGUUGGGUCAAAAAGUGACAAACCAAGCUGUUGGGUUAAAAUAUCCCAGAAAAAAGUUAUAUUUAACCCAAAAAUUGGUUAAAACAAGCCAGCAUUUUGGGUUGAAAGUUAAAACACUUUUACUGACUCAGUGCUUGUAUACCAUACAUUACACCAAACAUAAAUGUAUAGCUCAGCAAUUAAGAAUAGCAGAACCUGUAUGAAUAUAUCAACAGCAUCCAAAAGAUUAUACCAGUUAUAUGCUUCUGUGUACAGUGUACAGCACGCACAUAUUGUAAUGUUAUAUUGAACGUUAUCAAAAAAUGUAUUACAGAGUUUAACUUCAUUGUGCAGUGUUAUAAAUAAUGCUUUGAUUUAAAUAUAUAUUUAUAUAUCUUAGCAUUUUAAGUAUUCAGUACAGUGGGUUAACAUGUCAUCUUUUCUAUUGUAAAUACUGUUAUGCAUAUCGUAUGUAUAUGUUGUGUUUUAUAGAUGCUUCCCUCUCUUGUGCAUAUACUGAGGCUUGUAUUAUUGAUGGGAGGCUGAAUAAUUGACUUUUUUGUGUAACAUGAAUUGCUGACUAAAAUAGUUUUUAUUAUACAUUCCACAUUGAGAUAUUGUUUGAUUUAUUGAUAUUUUGUUUAUUAAACUCGAAAAACAUUGUUCAGA